Molecule: messenger RNA, 1923 nt
Organism: Trichomonas vaginalis G3
Lineage: Eukaryota; Parabasalia; Trichomonadida; Trichomonadidae
Product: pectin lyase-like family
Exons: 1
Coding region: 1-1923 (640 amino acids)
Biological process (GO): protein ubiquitination; regulation of apoptotic process; ubiquitin-dependent protein catabolic process
Source: RefSeq, a predicted model, not a curated record
AUGAGUAGUCAAGAACAUGAGAAUGUUCAAGAGUCAUAUGUUAGUUUUUAUAAUUUGUCGAGCUUAGGAAGCGAGUCCAACAACCAUGUGUUCAGAAUUACACCCCCUUCCACAGUAGAUUUAGAUAACACAAUAAUAAUUAACUUUUCUGGAACAUUAAUUUUUGAUUCUCAAACAGAAUAUGUUUGUAAACUGAUAAGGGUCGUAGCAGGCAUGAGUGUAACCUUUAUUGACUUAAAUUUAAAGGGAGGAAUUUGCACAAAUACUGCUUCAUACAUUACAAUCAAAAACUCCCGCAUCCAUGAAAUACAAUCCGGUGUAGAUUAUUUAUUAGCAUCAACAAACAGCAGAAUCGAAAUUGAAAAUACAAUUUUCGAAAAUUCUAUGCUUUACGGAAUUAGUGCAGAUGACUCCUCUAACAUCACACUUCGAAACUGUAAAAUCAUAAAUUGCUCAGAGGCUGGCCUUGUUGCAACUGGAUAUUCUAAAGUUUUUGUUUACGAUUCUCUUAUAGAUAAAUCAGAUACAGACUUAACAUUCGCUGAUACUCGAUCCCAAUUCGUCUUUUCCAACACAGAAUUCAAAAACGCUCAGCAAACUGCGAUUUUUAUCAACGCUAACUCAACGCUAAAGGUAACCAAUAGCAAAUUCACAGAUAAUCAUAAAGGAGCCCUUGCAGUUCAUCAAUCUUUCGAAACUGAACUCGAAAACUGCGAUAUCAUAAAUUCCGGCGAUACAUGUGUGCUUUUAGACGAUGCACAGACUAUUCUUAAUAAUGUAUACAUGAGAAAAUGCAACGGUAACUGUUUGAACGCUUCAUCUCAUUCUGCUGCUUUUAUCAAAGAUUGUCAUUUCGAAGAAUCACAGUGGCCAUUGCUUGCCUUCUGUGAUGGGGCCAUGGGAUACGUUUCCCACUGUAUUUUCGAGAAAUCUUUGAUGUCUGGAGUAAUUGUCCGCUCAUCAAACAGAGUUGUAAUAGAAGACUGCAUAAUUAGGACAUGCGCUGAAGCAGGAACAAGAGUUAUCAACUCUAAGAAUAUUACAAUUCGAAAUUGUUGUAUCGGUGAUACUCAAUACGGAGCUUUAGAGGUUUGCGACCUUAGCGACGUAAACGUUGAGGACUGUAUCAUUGCUGGUGGCGCAGCUCAUGGCAUCAAUGUCUUUACAGGAGCUGUUUUACACGUUACAAGAUGUCAGCUCAUCGGACCAUUUAACUCAUUUAUGUGGAUACAUCACGGUGCAAGUAUUUUUGCAUCGGAAAUUGUGUUCGCUGAUUCACCAAGUCCGAUCAAAAAAGGUCAAUGGAGAUUAUUUGCCAAUUGCACAACGGCAUUGGCCAGAAAUGACAUCGGAAAUCCUAUUAUUAAUGAAACAUACACAUAUAACUUCAAUGACAUGAAGACAGAUGAAAUUAAUUUAGAAUUGCCAAAGAAACAGAGAGAAAAUGAUAUUAAAAUAUGUCGUAUAGACACAAAGUACGCAGUAGAAGUAAUUAAUAGCUAUAUUGUUGGCGUAGGAAACUACGAAUUGCAUGCAAACAACCUCGCAAAGAUGGAAAAUAAGAAUUUUAUAGUGAAAAGGUGCUUAAAGUGCGACAAAGUUAAAAGAUGUUGCCUGUUCUCACCUUGUGGCCAUGCAAUCUAUUGCCCAGAAUGCUGGGAUAGUCUUCCUGAAAAAGAUAGACCAACAAAAUGCCCAUUAUGCCACUUACCAAUAGAGAAAACGCUUCACCAGAUAUUCAAUCAGGGUGCUGAUGAACAUUUGUGCCCUAUUUGCUAUACAAAUAACAUUGAUAGUGUUAUUAUGCCUUGCGGACAUCCAAUAUGCCUCGAAUGUUGUAAGAGUUGGUUCGUUGAGCAUAGCGAAUGUCCGUUCUGUAGGGAGGAACAAGCAAGAUUCCGCCCAUUUGUUCCGUAUGAAUAA